Trichogramma pretiosum is the source of this 971-nucleotide messenger RNA. It is a transcript of the gene mad2, whose product is annotated as mitotic spindle assembly checkpoint protein MAD2A-like. The coding region runs from base 184 to 819 and encodes 211 amino acids. Gene Ontology annotation, cellular component: cytoplasm; nucleoplasm; kinetochore. NCBI's taxonomy places the organism in Eukaryota, Metazoa, Arthropoda, Insecta, Hymenoptera, Trichogrammatidae. The transcript is spliced from 3 exons. Gene Ontology annotation, biological process: mitotic spindle assembly checkpoint signaling. The record is from RefSeq and is a predicted model, not a curated record.
UCAAAAUCAGCUGCCAAAAUUGCAAGGCUAUUGGUAAAUUUCAAAUUCAGGGAUAACGAAUAGCAUUAAUAUACAUAACCUUGUUGAAUUUGCGAAUACCGGUGGACUGUGCGAAAACUGUUGAAUUGUAUAAGUAGGCUAAUAAUUUUAACUGUCUUCUUGUUAAUAUUUUAAUUUUUAAUCAUGUCGGAAACUCAACAAAAAACACAAUGUAUUACUCUGAAAGGAUCAGCAGAACUGGUCAAGGAAUAUCUUCUGUAUGGCAUCAACAAUAUUUUGUAUCAAAGAGGAAUUUAUCCUCCUGAGACUUUUGAGACAAAGGACCACUUUGGUUUGUGUAUUCUUAUGUCCGUGGAUCCGAAAAUCGUUGAAUUUUUCAAGGUAGUUCUGGGUCAAAUUGAAGAGUGGCUUUUGCAAAGAAAAGUGGAAAGAGUUUCCCUGGUCAUAUCUCAAGUUAAAACUAAAGAAGUUUUAGAAAAGUGGGACUUCAAAGUAGAUUAUGAGAAUGGUGAAAUUGAUGCCAAAACAAUUAUUAAAAACGAGAUAAUGCCAGAAGUAGGAAAAAAAGAUUUAAAAACAAUUCAAAAAGAAAUCAGAGAAGUUAUACGACAAAUUACAGCAACCGUAAGUUUCUUACCACUUUUAGACUGUUUAUGUUCGUUUGAUAUAUUGACUUACACAAAAUCUGACUGUGAUAUUCCAAAUGAAUGGGACGAGACAAGUCCAGUUUUCAUAGCCAACAGUCAAGAGGUACAGCUUCGAACAUUUUCUACAUCCUUACAUAAAAUGCAGACAAUCGUCAGUUACAAAAAUACGUAAUCUGUGAAAAAAUUAAUUAACUUGUAGAAUCUUAAGAUGAACCAAAGUAUUUUUUUAUUGUACUCACUAAUUUGCACUAAUUGAUUUUGAAUUCUAACAUUAUAACCGAUUUUUUUAAUGGUCAAUACACGACUCAGUUUUUAUAAAAAAUA